Messenger RNA from Arxiozyma heterogenica, 996 nucleotides. It is a transcript of the gene IKI1, whose product is annotated as Elongator subunit IKI1. The coding region runs from base 1 to 996 and encodes 331 amino acids. The record is from RefSeq and is a predicted model, not a curated record. Gene Ontology annotation, cellular component: cytosol; elongator holoenzyme complex; nucleus. Gene Ontology annotation, biological process: tRNA wobble uridine modification. The transcript has a single exon. NCBI's taxonomy places the organism in Eukaryota, Fungi, Ascomycota, Saccharomycetes, Saccharomycetales, Saccharomycetaceae. Gene Ontology annotation, molecular function: tRNA binding.
AUGUCCAGCUCUAUUCAUAAUCCUUCUAUCCUUUUAAAAAGAAUAUUCAAUUUAACUGAAUCAUCAUCUUUUAUAUUAUGCAUCGAUUCUAUGGCACAAACAUCCCAUGGUGUUAUCAACGAAUUUAUUCAUCAUCGAAAUUUGCAAUCCAACAGUAAUAAUAGCAAUAGUAACUGCAAUAAUAAUAGUGAAGUGAUUUAUAUUGCAUUUAAUUCUAUUAAUAGACCUGAACAUGCUACAUAUUUCAUAAAUAUUCAAGAUGGAAAUAUCAAUAAGGUUUCUCAAUUAAUUCAAUCUUCUUUACCUCCUACAAAACAUCUUUCAUCUACCACCACUACUAGUAAGUCUCUAGUUAUAAUAGAUUCUUUGAAUUAUUUAAAUAACACCGAUUUAAGCCAGUUUAUUGGUUCCAUCGCCUCUCCAUCAGUCACAAUCAUAGCUAUUUAUCAUAGAGAUGUACCUGAAUCUUUAAUAUUUAAUCAAUCUGACAAUGAUCUUCUAGACAAUUAUCCAUCUUCUUUAGAACUUUUACAAUUUAUGGCAACUACAAUCCUUGAAAUAUCUCCUAUCUUACCCAACUCAGUACAUGAUCACCAUGAAUUAAGUGAUAUGCUUGAAGUUUUCAAUAUACCUCGCGGUUUAAACAACUCUGUAUUCAGCCUGCUGUUAGUUAAUCGUAGAAAAUCUGGUAGAUCGUUAAAAUACAAUUUUCAAAUAGAUUCAAAGAAACAUGAAUACAUUUUAAUGAAUAAAAAAGACAAUAAUACUGACACUAAUAAUGAUAAUAAUAGCAGUGGACUAGAGACACCUGAAAUGUUACAAGGUUUAACCACUUUCAACUUAACUACCUCUGAAAAACAAAAGAGAGCUAAGGAACAAGUCAAUUUGCCAUUCUUAGAGGCUCAACAGUAUGGAUCUUCUGGUGGUGCCAUUGUUUACGAAUAUGAAAAGGAUGACGAUUAUGAUGAAGAGGAUCCAUACGAAGAUCCAUUUUAA